Sclerotinia sclerotiorum 1980 UF-70 is the source of this 1509-nucleotide messenger RNA. RefSeq lists its product as hypothetical. The transcript has 2 exons. Gene Ontology annotation, biological process: transmembrane transport. NCBI's taxonomy places the organism in Eukaryota, Fungi, Ascomycota, Leotiomycetes, Helotiales, Sclerotiniaceae. The record is from RefSeq and is a predicted model, not a curated record. Gene Ontology annotation, molecular function: transmembrane transporter activity. Bases 1 to 1509 code for a protein of 502 amino acids.
AUGAGUGCCCCAAAAGAUGAGCGGUCAGGAAUACAGCAUGACAACGAAAUCAGCGAUGCGAAUGUGGUGGGGAAUGUGGACAAUCAUAUAAGGGCCCCGUUAGAUAAGACCCAUCCAGUGAAAGACCAAGGACAUUACACCGACGACCCCGAAAGAAUAAAGGACUCAAAACCGACUGAUGUACCUCCGGAUGGCGGAUAUGGUUGGUCGUAUGGAGUCUUUCUUGCUCACUACCUCGCGAAUAAUACUUUUCCUGGCGCAACUUCACUUGAAUAUGCAUUCGUUGGUGGUUUAUCGAUUUCCCUAGCUCUGUUUACGGCACCAGUAGCUACCAUCUGUACGCGAAAGUUUGGGACACAAAUUACUCUAGCCGUUGGUAUCUUGUUCGAAACGGCGGGACUUCUGGGAGCUUCUUUUGCAUAUGAGAUAUGGCAUUUGUUUCUAUCACAAGGUGUCGCUUUUGGGUUCGGUAUGGGAUUUUUAUUCGUAGGUAGUGUUGGAGUCGUCCCACAGUGGUUCUCGAAGCGCCGAUCUUUAGCCAAUGGUAUUUCAGCAGCUGGAAGUGGGCUGGGAGGGUUAAUAUAUUCCUUGGGGACAAACGCAAUGAUUCAAUCUAUUGGAUUAGGCUGGGCUUUUCGGAUAUUGGCCAUUUUGGCUUUUGGAGUUAAUACCAUUUGCACAAUCAUGGUUAAGGAUCGAAAUAAAGCUGUUGGAUCUGUGCAAAAAGCUUUUGACAUGCAAUUAUUCAAAAGGCCUGAAUUUCUCCUCUUGCUUGGAUGGGGAUUCUUCAGUAUGCUUGCAUAUAUCGUUCUUCUCUUCUCCUUACCGAAUUACGCGAGGAGUAUAGGUCUCUCAGCCAAGCAAGGUUCAGUUAUUGGUGCUCUCCUAAAUCUUGGACAAGGUCUUGGUCGGCCAUUUGUGGGAGGCUUCUCAGAUGUAACCGGACGUAUCAACAUGGCUGGCGUGUGUACUUUCCUUGCAGGAAUUUUCUGUCUUGUCAUAUGGAUCUUUGCUAAAUCCUACGGCGUUCUCAUCUUCUUUGCCCUUAUUGUUGGAACUGUAUCGGGUACAUUUUGGGCUACUAUCGCUCCAGUAGGCGCAGAAGUAGUUGGUUUGAAAGUUCUUCCUUCGGCUCUAUCUAUAACUUGGCUAGUUCUAGUGAUCCCUUGCACAUUUUCAGAACCAAUUGGAUUAAGGUUGAGAGCUUCAUCUGGGGAUAUUUAUCUACAUGCACAGGUUUACGCAGGAUGUAUGUAUAUUGGAGCUGCGAUGUGUAUGUGGGGUGUUAGGGCGUGGAAAAUUAAGGAAUUGGAUAAUUUGAGGGAAGGUGAUGGGGAGAAGGAAAUAAGGGAUGAUGAUGGAGCGAGGAGGGAGAGGGAGAUGGAAAGAGAGUGUGAAGAGGAGGAAAAGAGUGAGGAGGAAGCUAAUGUGCCCGUGAGGAGACAGAUGACGAGAACGGAGAGUGUAAAGAGGGCUGCGAAGGGGUUGUGGGUUUUACGGAGAGUGUAG